Molecule: messenger RNA, 825 nt
Organism: Dovyalis caffra
Lineage: Eukaryota; Viridiplantae; Streptophyta; Magnoliopsida; Malpighiales; Salicaceae
Source: the annotation of a GenBank genome assembly
AUGUCAAGGUGGUCAGACCUUCUAUCGGAACUGUUUCAAAUCAUUGCCGAAAAGGCAACCAAUUAUGUGGAUUACAUUUACAUUAGAGCUGUUUGCAAAUCAUGGCAAUCAGCUCUACCUAAGAAGCCUCAUAAUCUUCUUUGUGAACUUUCAUGGCUAUUACUACCUCACCGAAAAGACAGUCCAAACCACAGAGGCUUCUACAACCUUGCAGACGGAAAAACAUACCGCCUGGACUUGCCUGAAGCGUACGAAAACGGUGUUGUGAACUGGCAUGACCCGAAUUCCCUUACAGCAUCCAAACGACGCCUAAAAGACAGGUUUAUCAGAAAAGCCAUACUGUCUGCAACCCCUUCAUCGGCUUACAACUUCAUGGUCGGGAUUAUAUGUGGUCAGAAAGAAAGUUUAGCCUUUUGUACAUCAGGAGAUAUACCUUGGACUGUCGUUGCAGAAAUCUCACCACCAGUGAGUUAUAAAGAUAUUAUGUUUCGUGCAGGAAAUUUCUACGUAGUUGAUAAAAUGGGAAGAGUUUCGAUCUGUGAAACAGAAAACCCUCCAACAUUGAUCCGUCUUGCAGAUCCACCUCCUGCCCCCACCAAAAUGGGGACACAAGCAAUGGUACUUGGCAAGCUUAAACGAACAUCUAUUAUUGGGGAGGGUCAUGAUUUUGGCAUAUUUGACUUCCAAGAUGGAAAUGUCCGGCGUCUAGGAUUGCCCUCGUAUCAGAUUAAACAGCCGCAACAUAAUCGGUCCUUUUUCAUUUUGCCACCAUCUGUUUGGGUUACAAUCAAUGCACGAACUGGAUCUUCACUCGAGAACUUCUAA